UUCUUUAUUCUUUGUUUGGAUCCCCAUUAGCAGACACCUUGGCGACCGCGAGUCUUCAUGGGGUCUGAAAUGUAUAUCAACAGAGAAACUGAGAAGAGGCCCUGGGUUUGGAAAUGUUGAAGUCUGAAGAUUAGAGUGAAACCUUUUCAAAACAACAUCCAUCCAAGAGAGGAAACGAGAGUACAAGACAGAAAGAAAGAAAGGCAGAGGAGAAGGGAAAGGGAGAGAACAACUGAUGGGCUGCUAUGUGCUCUCUGACCGUCGGAUCUACUGACUGGGAGUACCCUCAUCAGUGACGGACUUGACUGGCCUGAACAAAGUGCAAUGAUACAGUUAAAAGUAUUCUUAGUGGAAUUCAUAGAUGACAUAUUCCCUUUCAGUGUAGUUACUCAUUCACUGUGAGUGAGGCUCAGACAGGAUAGCUGUAUGGUGGAGAAGAAGCAACCAGAUGGAUUUUAGAGUGAUGAGGUCCUGUGUGGCCUUGGUGCCUGUCCUUCUGCUCCUAUCCUCCCUGCAGCACACCAGUGAGGCUGGAAGGGUCCUAGUCUACCCUGUCGACGGCAGCCACUGGCUCAACAUGAGGAUACUGGUGGAGGCGCUUCACACCCAGGGUCACCAGGUGACCAUUCUGCGCUCCUCCACCAGCUGGUACGUGGCUGAACACUCCCCCCACUACACCUCCAUCACUGUGCCCCAGGCUCAGCCCCAGAACAUCGAGAGUCAGGAGUUCAUGGCCCACUUCCUGAAGAGGUCGCUGGAGAUCCAGCGGGGCAAGGGCUCACCCUGGGCCUUCCUGCAGUUCUGUGGGAACCUCUUCAGCAUGCUGAGGCAGAACCAGGAGAUGGUGGCCGAGCUGGUCGUCACCAUGUUUGAGAACCAGACUCUGAUGACAGAUCUGAAAGAGGCUGAGUAUGACCUGGUCCUGACUGACCCAGUGUUCCCUGCCGGGGUCCUGGUGGCCCACUACCUCCAGCUCCCCCUGGUUCUCAAUGUGCGCUGGCACCUCAGCGGGGAGGGACAUUUUGCCAUCGCUCCCUCGCCACUAUCCUACGUCCCUCAAAUAUUCUCCCGCAACUCUGACCUGAUGAACUUUGCACAGAGGCUGAGUAACAUAUUCUACCACUGUCUCAGCUACUACAUGUAUCGUUACGUCUCCAACCCGCCUUACCAGGCCGUGUGCGACCGCUACUUUGCCCCUGAUGAGGUGGACGUCAUAUCCCUUAUCCAGGGAGCUGAUCUGUGGCUGAUGAGGGUGGACUUCGUCUUUGAGUUCCCUAGACCCACCAUGCCGAACGUGGUCUACACUGGUGGGUUCCAGUGCAAACCCUCCAAGCCUUUACCUGCAGCUUUAGAGGAGUUUGUCCAGAGAUCUGGAGAACACGGGGUGGUGGUGAUGUCACUGGGGACUCUGUUGGGUGGACUGGGUCCAGAGAUGACAGAGGUCAUAGCCUCAGCCUUCGCCCGGCUGCCCCAGAAGGUGGUGUGGAGACACCUGGGAGAGAGGCCUUUGUCUCUAGGCAACAACACCCUGCUAGUGAAAUGGCUGCCUCAGAACGACCUCCUGGGUCACCCCAAAACCAAAGUGUUCGUCACACAUGGGGGCACCAACGGGAUCUAUGAGGCCAUCUAUCACGGAGUCCCAUUGUUGGGUAUCCCUCUCAUCUUUGACCAGUUUGAUAACAUGGUGCGCAUGAAGGCCAGAGGAGUGGCAGAGGUUAUAGAGGUUACAACGUUAGAGGUGGAAUCCUUAACACAGACUCUGAUGGGCAUUCUGGAUGAAGAGAAGCCCUACAGAGAGAAUAUGAAAAGACUAUCACGGUUGCACCACGACCGGCCUAUAGAACCUUUGGACAGCGCCAUCUUCUGGCUGGAGUUUGUUAUGCGACACAAGGGGGCAGCUCACCUACGUACAGAGUCCUAUAAGAUGCCAUGGUAUGUCUAUCAUAAUGUGGAUGUUCUUGCACUGCUGCUGGGCUCUGCUCUGCUUGUUUUGGUGUUGCUUGUGUUUUCCUGUAUGUGCUUGGUAAGAGGAUUACGAAAGAGGAGAAAGUCCAAGUUGGAGUGAUUAUGUUACUUAUGGCCUACUUACUUAGUUAUUACACAGCUUACAAUCCAAGCAUACAGUAGAUAGAUAUGGGGAAAGCAAUUGCAAUUGCAAUUGUAUUUUAUGUAGAGAACCUUCCUAAUAUAUCAAAGAUAUAGGUUAUAUAUAUUUAUUACAUGCACUUUUUGAAUCAAGGUUUUUUGGGGUUAUUAUGACGCAAUCCUGCAUUUGCCGUGUAUUUUCACUCAUGUUAUCAAUUUUAUAAUACACAGUGUAAAUGGUGACCAUUUUUUAUUUUGAAUAAAAUGAGAAUACGUUCAAAUGAUGCGGAAUAA
Messenger RNA from Oncorhynchus gorbuscha (pink salmon), 2379 nucleotides. RefSeq names its product UDP-glucuronosyltransferase 2A2-like. The coding region runs from base 449 to 2065 and encodes 538 amino acids. The transcript is spliced from 4 exons. Gene Ontology annotation, molecular function: UDP-glycosyltransferase activity. The record is from RefSeq and is a predicted model, not a curated record. NCBI's taxonomy places the organism in Eukaryota, Metazoa, Chordata, Actinopteri, Salmoniformes, Salmonidae.